This is a messenger RNA of Helobdella robusta, 956 nucleotides long. RefSeq lists its product as hypothetical. The annotation marks the transcript as partial. NCBI's taxonomy places the organism in Eukaryota, Metazoa, Annelida, Clitellata, Rhynchobdellida, Glossiphoniidae. The transcript is spliced from 6 exons. The record is from RefSeq and is a predicted model, not a curated record.
GUUUGAUAGCAACCGUUCGUUGAAUUCAACAGUUCGAUAACAUUCCACGACAGAGUUUUCUGCAAUUUGAGAAGAUAUUACCAUUUUACCAUUAUUACCAUUACCAUUACAUAUUACCAUUUUAAUCAGAUUGUAUUUUUUAAAAACUGUUGUGUUGACAUCCGUGUUUAGUUGCUUCACAGAAGAGAGUUUCUAUCGCAAAACAAAGGUAGAGGCAGGAUGAGUGCGGGUAGGAGAUCCAAUCUGCUGGACAUUGGAAUCAUGGCGCGGUGUUGGGUGAAGGAUUUGCUGUGUGAGGAGAACCAGGCAGAGGAACCAGAAGCGACUUGGACUAUCAGCACAAAAAAUUUAAACAUUGUUGACAUGCAUUCCACAUUCUCUCCGCAACCUUUCACGUCAGAGGACCACAUCACCUGUACAGUGGUACUGAACAAAACAACUUUCACCAACAAGUCCAGCCUCAAGCAGAAGUUCAACUACUGCCCCUAUGUUGUCACGCAGGCAGUUUACAAACUGACCAUCGAUAAAAGUUAUGGGAUUGACAAUGCCACCGUGUCCAAGACUAACGUUUACGUACCUAGUCAGUUUUUUCACAUCAGUCCCAAAUUGCAGGAUGUCAACUCGGUACGCCGAGAAAUGAAACUAGAGAUGGUGUGGAGCACAGACUGCGAUGUUGAAGUGCCUCCAAACAAAUCCAUCGAGGCAACUCUAACAGUUCUCCAGAAGUUGUAUUCAGCUCGUUUCACUGUAAAGACCCGAAUGUCAGGCAAAGUUGGAAUAAUGGACCAGAACGACGUCACGAGACAUUAUGAAAUUGGAAUCGUGGAUUUAAUAAAAUACGAAAUGGCCAAAAACCGACUCAACGUCAAGGAGUUCGAUUUCACGAUGGACGACGAUGUGGUAUAUUUUACAACAUACGGUAAUUGUGGUUUUGAAUACUAUGCUGAUAAAGUCAU